Alternaria atra is the source of this 1242-nucleotide messenger RNA. RefSeq lists its product as uncharacterized. The coding region runs from base 1 to 1242 and encodes 413 amino acids. The record is from RefSeq and is a predicted model, not a curated record. Lineage: Eukaryota; Fungi; Ascomycota; Dothideomycetes; Pleosporales; Pleosporaceae. The transcript has 3 exons.
AUGUCUGAUAGACAGACCUCAACCUUUCGCACCCUGGCUUCUCACAACACGACCAAGCAGGCUAGCUGGUCGCCCGGAUACUAUUACGAUGAUCGCCAUUUGCUCGAACAGCUGCAAGCCUGCUCGAGCUUGCUGAGUACCGUUGCACAGCGCAUGAGUGAGAAGAACGUGAUCAUCCACAAUCUCCAGGAAAACUCCAACCGAGAACGCAACGCAAUGUUGUACGAGAUCUCGACACUGAAAUGGCAACUUGCCGUCGAGAAACAGAACAUGAAGAUUGCGGCGCAGAAGCGAGAAAUCAGUCAUGGCGCGGAAGAGGAGGAAGCGUGUCGAGAUGGUGGAGCUGAGACCACCAAGCCCGAAGUGGAGCCCGAGCAGGCCGAGGAAUGGAGAUUGGAGUCGCUCGAGGCAGAGCGCCACAAGCUCGCUCUAUUUCUGACGAACGAUAUGGCAGAGGCAGCCGGUCUUGUUGUUGGUGUCGUCGCCCUUGCUGGCCUCUUCAACAACACAGUCGAGUGCUUCGAGUUCGUCCAGCUCGGCCGCACAUUUGGAAAAGACUUCCAGACAAGUCAGCUCAAGCUCGACAGCGCAAGACUCCGCCUGUCGCGGUGGGGCAAGUCUCUGAGCCUGGAUAGUAAUGUCCCAGAUACGGUGUCGCUCCAGGGGCGUGUUGGGUCGGAGGCAAACGUCAAGCACGCCGAAGCCUUGUUGGGCCAGAUCGUAGAACUAUUUGCCGAAGCUGAAGGCGUGUCGAGCAGAUACAGAGGCCGGACAGAGCCUCAGGACGGCAGCCUUGCAGUAUACGAUCCACAAACCGACCUAGAUCCGGCGAUGGCGAAGCUCCACGAGAAGAUGCGUCAGCUAGCCAUCGAGCGCCAGAACCGGUCCGGCGUACGGCAAAAGGCCAGAUGGGCAUUGUACCAAGAGAAGCAGUUUAGACGACUGAUUGAGGACAUCACCGAGUUGGUCAACGACUUGGACAACCUCUUCCCCGCCACUCAGCAGUCGCAGCGUGAGCUCUGCGACAUCGAAGUCUCUGCUAUUGGAGAAGAUCAAGACAUCUCUGUGUUGAGAGAAAUUGCCGCCGCCCAGGACAAGUUGUUAGAGCAAGCUAUCACGAAGGCUGCGGAGAGUGCUGGGAAGUCGCACCACAUCGUCUUUUCAGGCAGUGGAAACACUGGCCUUCAGCUGGGCCACAACUCUGGUACAAUGUCGGGUUUUACAUUCGGGAGAGGCAGCUGA